Parnassius mnemosyne (clouded apollo) is the source of this 792-nucleotide messenger RNA. NCBI's taxonomy places the organism in Eukaryota, Metazoa, Arthropoda, Insecta, Lepidoptera, Papilionidae. The record is from the annotation of a GenBank genome assembly.
AUGCUGCCCAUUGUACUGAUAUUGUCCCUGGCAUCGAGCGCGUUCGCCGCUAUUUCGUUGACCGACGUCAACGUCUACGAUGUUGACGAAAUUCCGCCAGUCCCUGACAAUGGCCUGCCCAGCUCUGCAAUUGAAAACGCGUUCGACAUCCUGUUCGAUGGUGGCGCAACCAGUAUCUACUUUCAGAACAACUACCAGAUAAUUAAAGAUCUAGCGAAUCAGCGUGACGUCAACAGCCAGGCCUUGGCUGUUGGCCAGGCUAUCGCUCUCUUUGGAGAGCUUUCAUAUGGCAUCCCUGGUGACGCUUGCGCUGCCGCUAAUUUUAUCAACGCAUAUGUCAGCGGUAACAAGGCCGCUCUUCGCAGCGCUCUAGACGCCUACGUCCAAAACCUGGUCAGAAAUGUCGACGCCCUCGCGCAACGUGCCCGGGACCCUAACUCCCUUAGAUACACCUCUGGCGGACGUGGUAACUGCGUUGGAAGUGGCAGAACCUACCAAUUCGAGGCUGCUUGGGACUCAAUCCUGUGCAACGUUAGCCCCCGUCAAGCUGAUUUGAUCAAUGAGGAGUACUGUGCAACUAAGAGGCUGUAUAACGUGUCCUACAUUCGAAACAACAACUUUGGAGCGGCUAUCACAGCUUCCGCUCUGCGUCCAGCCUUCGAAGUCAACUUCAAAGCUUACCCCGCUCUGGUUAACUUCCUGAGGGCAAUCGCCUACAGGGGAAAUGUUCCUGCUACUGCUGCAGUUGCGAAGGCCGAGCUCCUGCGCGCUGCCUCUAACGUUAAACUUUAA